Messenger RNA from Pygocentrus nattereri (red-bellied piranha), 7651 nucleotides. It is a transcript of the gene gcgra, whose product is annotated as glucagon receptor a. The record is from RefSeq and is a predicted model, not a curated record. The transcript is spliced from 14 exons. Gene Ontology annotation, cellular component: plasma membrane. Gene Ontology annotation, biological process: cell surface receptor signaling pathway; adenylate cyclase-activating G protein-coupled receptor signaling pathway. Gene Ontology annotation, molecular function: peptide hormone binding; gastric inhibitory peptide receptor activity; glucagon receptor activity. The coding region runs from base 303 to 1874 and encodes 523 amino acids. NCBI's taxonomy places the organism in Eukaryota, Metazoa, Chordata, Actinopteri, Characiformes, Serrasalmidae.
ACUUUGCUCGCGCGUAAGCCUGAACCGCUUCAGCUAAAAAGGCAGAGAGAAGAGAGGAAAACUCCGAUGAAACCUCGCCUUCAUGCGGAUCCGCCGCGUUUCUCUUCAGAAGUGGAUUUUAGAGUACGAGCUCGCUUUUGAACUUGCCUGCUCAGAAGAUGAACCGCUGUGGCGAGAGGACUGAAACCCCCUCUGAGUGCAGGCAGUGUGGUGCUCCCAGGUAAAGGUGUCCUAUGAGGUGAGCUCCACCUCCCCCCUCAGCCCCCCUGUCCCAGCGCCAGCAGCAGCUGCACAACUGAGGGAUGUCCCAGCUGUUCAUCCUGCUUAGCCUGCUUAUACUCUCCUCCUGCAUCCAGGCGUCCUCUGCUUUGUCCGUGAAAACUUUAAUGGCAAGAUGGAUGAUGUACAAAGAUGAAUGCCUCCAAAACAACAGCAGGGACCCACCAGUCACAGGUCUUGUGUGUAAUAGGACUUUUGAUAAAUACGCUUGCUGGCCAGACGGGUUGCCCAACACCACUGUGAGUGUGCCGUGCCCCUGGUACCUGCCCUGGCAUAGAACAGUUCAGCAUGGCUUGGUAUACCUGGAGUGUGAUGCAGAUGGUCAGUGGGUCAAGAAGAAGAACACUAGUGAGUGUGAACCAAAUGACCCAGACCAGAGGGAUAUGCAGCACUAUGGAAGGAUCCUCAGUAAGUUCAGGGCCAUGUACACUGUGGGUUACUCUCUCUCCCUUGGAGCACUGGUGCUGGCACUGGGCAUCUUGGUGGCUUUCAGGAAGCUGCACUGCAUGAGGAACAACAUUCACAUGAACCUGUUUGCAUCCUUCAUCCUGCGAGCCUCAUCUAUACUCAUCAAAGACGCCUUGCUGGAGAGGCCAAGUUUCAACAUUGACCCUGGCAUCACCAAUGACAUGGAGAUGGAGUGGCUUGUCAAGAACGAAGUUUUGCAGACUGCCGUCGGCUGCAGGAUAGCCAUGGUGAUGAUGCAGUACAGUAUCAUUGCUAACAGCUACUGGCUGCUGGUGGAAGGCAUCUACCUGCACAACCUGCUGGCAGUGACAGUUCUGACUGAGGGGAACUACUUCAGCAUCUACUUGUGCAUAGGCUGGGGAGCGCCACUCAUCGUUGUGUUGCCCUGGAUCAUCGUAAAAUACCUCUAUGAGAAUGAGGAGUGCUGGGAGCAGAACAUAAACAUGGAGUACUGGUGGAUUAUCCGUUCCCCCAUACUGCUGGCAGUGCUGAUCAACUUCUUCAUUUUCAUCCACAUCAUUAAAAUCCUGGUGUCAAAACUGAGGGCUCAUCAAAUGAGAUAUUCCGACUACAAGUUCCGACUUGCCAAGUCCACUCUCACUCUGAUCCCUCUGCUUGGCAUCCAUCAGGUCCUGUUUUCCUUCGUCACUGAUGAGUCUACCUCAAAUGGUGCCGUAUCCCUGCGUCUCACCAAGCUCUUCAUUGACCUCUUCUUUAACUCCUUCCAGGGGCUGCUUGUGGCCAUCUUAUACUGCUUUGUCAACAAAGAGGUGCAAUCUGAGAUCCUGAAAAGAUGGAAGCGAUGGAAGCUCGGGAAGGACAUUGAGGAGGAGUAUCGCCACACCUACAGCAACACGGCUCAGGUCACCAACAGCAUGCUUGUGCACGCUUCGGCAAAGCCCAGGCUGCCAGACAUCCCCCGUCUGUCCUCUCCGCUCUCCAGCCCUGAGGAGAAGCACCUGCUGGCUGUCGGCUGCCCUAAUGGCCUGGACCUCCAUCUCAGGGUUCCCCUCACCUCCCUGCCACACGAGGGUGCCACUAACAGCGGCCCACCAGAGGACCCAGAGUUGGCGCAUAGAGUGCAGUGUUACAAAGCACCCCAGGGGAAUGAUGAAAGCAACCUGUGAGAAGGAGGAGCGUGCGUGAGUAUCGCAGUGAUGGUUCCUGUCCGGCCCAUGCUCCAGUCUCACUCAGUCUGGAUCAGUCCUGAGCCUGCCGUCCGAGCAGCAGUCACAUGUAUGACUGUGAGUCUGAAUCCCAGUCGCGUAUGUGACUAGGACUCUGAAUGAUUGUGUAUGUAUGCGUGCAAAUGUGUGUGCACGUGCCUCUGUGGCCACUCUCUGGGUGUGUGAGUCUGAGAGUAUAUGUGUGCAUGAGUACAUAUACACUAAGCAAAAGUCAGAGACUACCCUUUAUUUAUUUAAUUUCCAGUCAAAAAUGCUCUUUGAGUACAUAUUUCCUGCUUUAGAAAAACAUAUAUUUAACUGAUGACGCAGUUGCCUCAACAAAUAAAUAUAAUAUUAAUUUAUUUGCUAUUUAGUGUGUCCAACCUUGCAUUAAUUACAGCUCCUAUUGUUUUCAGGAGCAUUGCUUUCGGUUAUUCAAAGAAAUCUGCAUGGAUUUUUUCCCACACAUCCAAAAUCCAGUCUUAGAAGUUUAUUGCAUUUUCUGCUUCUCACCCUCCAAGUAAUCCCUCACAAUCAGUGAUGUUGAGGUCUGGACUCUGAGAUGGUCAGUCCAUUGUUCUGAGAACACCAGGAGUUUCUUUGUUUGAUUUGCAAAUUUUCUAUUUUUUUGUCUACAUUCUUUUCUCAGUAAUAGCUUUUGACAGCUACACAUCCUUUCUGACUCAUAGUGCUGGGCUGCCUUCUCAGAGUUGAAGAUGUGGAUUCCUUUUUGAACUCCAGUGUUGGUACUUAAUGGCAGUUUUGACUGGAAAUGAAACAAAUGAAGGGUCUCUGAUAUUUGCAUAGUGCUAUAUGUGUGUGCUCAUGUGUUUAUCUGUGAUGUAUAGUCACAUGCAAAAGAAUGAAUGCCAUAUUUUAAGUAAUUAACUUAAUUCCUUUUAGAAAAUAAACAAAUCAUGUAAUUCAACUGAUGGCGUUCAAACUUUUGUAUAUGACUAUGCAUGAGUGAGUGCGAGUGCAAGAUAGAGAGCUCUGUGGCCUCUCUGCUGCUCAGCGUGAAGGACGUUACGGUCAGCUGUUCCUUUCAUGUGAAAAGGUGUUAAGUUUAACCUGUUGUGUGUGUUCUACGCACUCGGCACACGGACCUGGACGCAGGAAUGUGCCUACCAGACCCCAACAGAGAAAAUCUUCAGUGGAAACCUCAAGUGACAUAGAAACCUGAAAUUCACAUUUCCUCCCUAAAACUGUUAAUGGUUAACAGUUUAUUAGGUACGGAAGACUGCAGCCUAACCGACCACUUACACUCAGACCAGAAUAAAGGAAAUUAGAUUUAACUCUUGAUGCAGAUGUCAUAGCACAAGGGGACAAGAGAAGAUAUUUACUCAGUGAUUUUCAAAAGAGGCUUCAUUUGAUUUCCAUUGACAUUACAAUUGUCCUGAAGUCCAAGACUCACAAGGACAAAAGCUUAAAUGAUUCCUGAAGAUUUGAAGAAGUAAUUUAUCAGCAUGAACUCAUGUCUAUGGACUCGAAUCAUCUAAAGAACCGUCUCUGCUAUCUUCAAUUUUAGCUUUGUCUUCAAUGUCGUCCUUACUGUCCGAAAGAUUUCGGUAUUUGUGAAGCCCAUAAGAUUUAAUUCUUGCUGUUGUUCUUUUACUGUGUUGUGGUGUUGUUUUCCAGUGAUGCUGAGGUCUCAGAUUGGUGACUACAGGGUGGUGUGAUGAAGCACAUCAGAAAGAGUGGCUUUCUUUCAAGAUGUGUGAAAACUGAUACUCCAUAUAGCCAAAAGUCUUAUAUGAUAUCUCAUUUUCCUCAAGUGUGACAGUUUACAGGCUGAUGUUUUUGACAUGUUUUGCUAUGAGGCAGGGCUGCACGAUAUGGGCAUGUAAAAUUGCUAUACAUUGCGAUGUGCCCUGCAGUAUUUAAAUAACAUAUUAAUGAAUCCUUUUUGUGGUUAAAGAUUGACCAAAAUUGUUUUCAUUUUUUGGUUCAUGUGAAUGCCUUGAUGCAUCUCCCAGAAAGUCUGGAUCAUCUGUGAUUGGUAACAGAGGCAUCAUUUCUAUAUAGGAGCUUUCUGCAAUAACAGUAUUGCGAAGAUCAGUGUUGCAAUAAUAAUUAGGGCCAUCAGAAGCAGCAUCUUCCUUUCCUAAUUAUAGUCCAAUAUUUAGGUGUCAUAAAGUCUUUUUCACACCAAGUGUUAGAAAUAAACAUGUAAUUUUUUAAUGCAUUUCAAACAUUCAACAAGUGCAAUGUAAUUCUAUUAAACACAUGGGAAAAAAACAAAAAUGAUGAAGAGUAGUAAUGACAACAAAGAUAUAUUUCUGUUAGCCAGCUUGAUUCAAAGAUGCAGACAGUAGGUAACAGCCCAUUCUGCUAAAAAUGCUAAACGGCAAGUUUUUCCAGCUCCUACAGGUGCAGAAGCUUCUAACCAAGUUGAGUUCAGAGAGAGUCCAUCUGUGGUUCCAACGUUUUAUUACAUACAUAAUCUAAGAAUAUCUUGGCCAGUUAGUCCCUGUAGUUACUGAAUAGUAAGCCUUAGUAUGUAAUAAGCCUGGGAUUUUAAGGGGUUAAAAGGAGCAGACAAAUCAGUACAGACCAUGAGCUCUGGUAUGAAAAACCAAGCACUGAGAACAUUUUAUUAUUAUUAUUUUUAAUACUCUGGUUCGGUGUCAUACAUCUUAAAAGCUGUGUUGCUCCCUCUUGAGCAACUGGAAAUGAUCCUAGAUAUACUGAAAAUAUUAUUAUGAUACGCAGUUUUAAUUAAUGUGCAUAUCUCAAUUCAUUGAUGAUUUUUCCUCAUUUAUCAAUGUUUCAGUUUUAUUGUCCCAUCCCUACAAAUUAUAUAUUGUGCAGCCCUGCCAUGAGGCUAACAUUUACUACCUAGAACUGACCUUGCUGCACUUGAGGUAGAAAAUCAUCCGCAGCAGAUUUUUGACCCAUCUGUUUCUUUGUGUGAAGGCAUAAAAAUUAUACGUCCUCCUAUAUACAAAAAAAGCCCAUGCAGUUAUAAAUACACAAAAACAUAUACAUUUUCACAAAUGCAAACACACAGCUGCUAUUAAAAAAUUCAUUUGUGAUCAAUUCCCCACACAUUUAUUAAACAGUCAGUUAGUUAAUAUGAACUCUCAAGCACAGGUUACGUUUAAUGCAUCACCAUAAAUCAUAAUGAUGUGCCAACUGUCAUACAAUUGCCUCUCUCUGAGAACAUGUUGCCAUUGUAAGUAAAAACAGACACACGGAAUACACAAAUAUGGAAAAGCCGGAAAAGCCCUGACUCAAUGCCUUAAUGGGGCAUCAUGCCAGAUCAGGUUCCUCCACACUACACUUCUACACGUGCCUCACCGAUUUUACAUCUACCCUCUCUCCCUGCUCUGCAUUAGGAUGCCAUGUGAGCUGCUGAUUAGUGCUAUAAUCAACUCCUUUUAGCAGUUUUCUCUAUUUUAUGUUUUAAUUAGACUUCUAAUGCAGGUACAGAGCAAGGACUUUAAGACGUCUUACGCUACAGAAAAAAUUCUAUCUUGGCAAAGCAAAUUAUCUUAAAGUUAACAUGUAUGGGAAAUCAUAACGCAUUCUUCUCCCAGUCCUAUUUCCGAGUGGAACACAAUGUCGAGAGGGUCUCAGAGUUAGCUGAGUGAUUUCUCGUUGUGAUAGGAUAGGUGGGGGUGGUGGAGAAAUUGCAACAUGAUAUUAUUGGUUAAUCGUAUUUUUCUUUGCCUGCUGGUGCAUAGUGACGAGCACAUUCAUUACAUUUUCAUGGACGACUGCAGAAAAAACAUUUGGGUUAUUUAAGUUAUAUGAUUUGAUGAAUUGUGCUUAUAUAAUAUGACCGGGACCAGCUGAGUCAGGAGAAAACAUGCUAAAAUAUACUGCUACGAAUUACCCUGAAAUAAUAGCUUAAAAGGCAGAGGCAGCAGGUUGGAUUUCAAGUGUGGGUUUCAGACCACAUCAUACGUCUUUGUGUAAUAAUGUCAUGCGCACAAGUGUCAGAAUGAAGGUCUGGCUCAAUGUUUAGGUUUUUAAAUGCAAAAUCAAAAAUAUACUGAUAAAGAUUUGAUGACAACAGUAGAUAAUUCAUUGCAUCCUCAAAAGACACGUCCUUCACCAAGUUCUCUUUAAAUACUCUUUCAGCAAUCAGAUUCACAACCAACAUUCUUCCAAACUUUACAUGUUAGUACACAUAAAUGUACACAAUAUCUAAAAUUUCCAAUCAUGACGUUUUCAUAAUAAUAUUAUAAAAUGAUUCAACCUAUUUCUGUGAAGUGAAAUGAUCAUACAGCUGUGGCAGGUCAUUUUACUUUUUCAGUUUUUAAUCACAAUUAUCAGCUAGUAAGAUAACUUCAGUUGAUAAAAAAUAAAAUAAGUAAUACUGUUUGGAAUUAUCUACUAAUAAUUCUUACAAUACAAUGAGAAAUGGUUUGUAUAUUGUAAUAAUUCAUCUACAUGGAAAUGGUUCCAAUAUCUGAUAUUUUUCAUGUACAUAUUCACUGAUGCCACUGGUGGUGCUAAUACAUACACCUGGAUUAGCAUGAUAUAGAACAUUUAUUUCUAUUGGGCUACGUAUGCAGUAUAAUGCAAGGGUUUUAGCACACCUACUCUGUGUCACCUAAACAUAUUGGUCUUCUGACAUACAAUAAAUACACCAUCAGACAUCUUUCAAAUUUAAACCUGUCCCAUUAUUUUUAAAAGGAUUUUCUGCUGAUACUGAUAUUGUGCAUCCCAAAGUGUAUUUCCCACAUUUACGAUGCUUUCACUUGCCAGGCCGUCUUUUUUUGCAUUGUUCAGGUGAAUGAGAACUGUUGAUAAGAACUAUCUGAACAAAUAACACUAUAAAGUUGAUCAAAACAUUUUUUUCUUUAUAUCAAAUGAUCCAUUGCAGUCCAGACACAUAGAUGCAGUACUAAAGCAUAUGUUGUGUGGUUUAAUGGAAUCUAGCAGCUGUUUCUUCUUGUUGCACCAGGAUAUACUCAUUCAUCAGCAAACUGAGGAUGAGGACAAUGAAAACAGUUUGCAUGUGACUCAGAGGGACUAUUUGCACAAUUUUCCUUUAUAUAAGUGCUAAAAAUGUAGAUAUCUAUACAUCCUUUUUGAGGUUUAUAAUGACAGAUUUUUUUUAUUUGUUUUUCAUUUGUACACAUUGAUGUUCCUGUCUGUUUCUGUGCUCAUUGUGUGUGGGGGCUACGUGCUUGUGUGGGCCUCCAGGAGGGGAAGAGGGAAGCCUACUUCGGUGUUAGCUGUGCUCAGAAUAGCAUCUUUGUUGUGCACUACUAGAAAGACCAGGAGAGAGACCGCAGUUACCUUCAGAGCAAAGAGAUGAUUCACCCUUCUUUCUGCUCUCGGGGCAAAACGGAUGUGGCUGUUUCGUAAUUCUUGUAGGUAGAAGACUCUUGUUUUUUCACUGACAGCUUUUGUGCAGUACGCUAGGAAAUGCAGUUGGAUGUUGUCUCCAAAGAGGGGAAAAUCUUUAUUGCCAUGAGAUCUCAAAGUCUGUGAACUUCUAUAUCGCUGCUUAUAUGCCAAAGCAUUGCAAAGCAGGCUCGCUAGUUCAAGCUAAUUUAGGCUGCCUACUGAAACGCCAUCAUUUAAUGUUAGCCAAGCAUGAGAGAUGGUAAUAAAUUAUAUAUAUGUUGCUCCACAUCCUCCUCUGCUUCUCACUGGAGUCUCAGGCCUUUGUGUCCUUUGACCAAACUGUAGUGCUGCCAAAACCCAGAGAUCCUGAGACCACUGUAAAAAAUGCUGCAUUGAAUUUACUUCAUAUGAAUAAAAUAUACUCUGUCAACACA